CGCUGCCCGCCCCUCCCGAGGCUGCCCCGGCCGAGCCGCGCCGAGCCCAGCCCAGCCCAGCCCAGCCCAGCCGAGGGGAGCGGAGCGGAGCGAAGCGGCGCCGCGGGAAGAUGGCGAAGACGUACGACUAUCUGUUCAAGCUGCUGCUCAUCGGCGACUCGGGCGUGGGCAAGACGUGCCUGCUCUUCCGCUUCUCCGAGGACGCCUUCAACACCACCUUCAUCUCCACCAUCGGAAUUGACUUUAAGAUCAGAACAAUAGAAUUAGAUGGAAAGAAAAUCAAGCUACAAAUAUGGGAUACAGCAGGCCAGGAGAGAUUCCGCACGAUCACAACAGCUUACUACAGAGGAGCCAUGGGAAUUAUGCUGGUGUAUGACAUAACAAAUGAGAAGUCUUUUGACAACAUAAAAAACUGGAUAAGAAACAUUGAGGAGCAUGCCUCUUCAGAUGUAGAAAGAAUGAUCCUGGGUAACAAAUGUGAUAUGAAUGAAAAAAGACAAGUCUCAAAAGAAAAAGGAGAGAAGUUAGCAAUUGAUUAUGGAAUCAAAUUUUUGGAGACAAGUGCAAAAUCCAGCAUAAAUGUGGAAGAGGCUUUUUUCACGCUUGCACGGGACAUUAUGACAAAGCUCAACAGAAAAAUGAAUGACAACAGUUCGUCAGGGGCAGGUGGGCCAGUAAAAAUAACAGAAAAUCGAUCUAAGAAGAGCAGCUUCUUUCGAUGCACGCUACUUUGAUGAACUUCUAAUGAUAGACUGCAGCACACUUAGAACCUUUUCUGCUUCUUUGAAAGCACAGGGUCACAAAGCCUCAGAAAUAAUACCACCAAGCUGCUGCUGAGAGCUCCAUUGAACGUAGACUGCGAUACACAAAAUACCAAGUGGAUUUUGCUCACUAAGCCUAUUGACCUGUCAGGCUACUCUUUCUCAGAUAUGGAAGCUAUGAAGUGGAGACACAAAUGCAAGAGUUAACUUGUUUUCCUUUUUUACUUUCUGUUUUACUGCCUGUUGCAAAAGCUGCUAUGUUUCUUUUAACUUUGCACAUCCAUAUUAGCCUCUUACUGCCUGUUACAGCACAAUCUUACAUUUGUAUUUGCACAGUUUGACUUGUAAGUAAGAUUCUUAACAGAUUUGUGCAGGUUUUUCCCUUAUUUUUUUAAACAAAUUUAUUAUUUUAAAGCAGAACAGCCGUGGGACAGAAAGUCUCACUUCCAUUAUUUUCCUUGCUGUAUAUUUACGGCCAUGACUGCAGUAUGGAUGUUGUCACUCUUAAUGAUGAGAAUUACUCUAACAAUUGACAUUUAAUAAUUUGUAUGGGUUUUUUCUCUUAGAUGCACAAAUCUGUUCAUGCAGAAGCCAUGGCUUGUAUUCUGAAUGUAGUAUGUUGCUUUUCUUUCUUUACCAGACUUAGCAAAGUUGUGUUCUGAAUUGCCAGUCACUGUCUGAUUUCACAUAUGCACCUUUCAGUUAUUUUAAUAAACACAGUGUCUUUCCUCACUUAACUUCCUUUGGUAGCUCAAACUGUCUGCACCUUUUUUGUUUCUGAUGAGGAAGUGCACUCUGGAGUUGAAGUCAUCAUCACAAAUUGGCCUCAUCACUAUCACUUAAGUGGCUUGUGGAACCUGAAUGCAUGAGUUUUGAAUAAUUGCUUUGUGGAUUCAUUUGCUCAGAAAUGACUGCUCUAAAGGUGACUUUGAUUUCUAGUGUAAUACUAAGGAUAGUCUGUUAAUGUCUGUAAGUAUUGGCCCUUGGCAACAGAGGUAUCCAAAAGCUAGCUUCCUGUGCAGUUACUGAAGUUUUUCAAGUUCUGGCACUGUGGAAAAUGUCACACUAGGGCUAUAAUGUAAUAUUAGUUAUGUAGUUUAUUCUGAAUGUAUGAAGCCCUCUUUGGUCUGCUCAAGCAGUUAAACUUUUUUCAUCACGAACUGGUACAGUGACCUGGACUGUUAGAAGCAGAGUUGAAACUUAGUUGCCUUUUCUACUCAACUGAGCAUUGUAUAACCUAGUCUUUGUUCUACUACUUUUUUAUUGUCUUCUGAAAAAUUUCCUCAAUGAGUGAUUAAAACAGGUGCUUUAGUUCUGUUCAUGUGCCAAACUUGGACCAUUGUAAGCUUUAACUACAAGUUUGUGUCCAGUAUGUUUGUUAUUAGGGGAUAGGUGGAUUCUGUCAUUGUCCGAGUAAUGUCUCUGACGUGUUUGCUUUUGCUUCACUGCGUUAUCUCAAGUUGCAUACAGUGAAUUGGUUGCUACUGCAGAUAACUGCUUCAUUUGUGGUGUCAGAUGCUGAAUUUGUCAUCUUGGGUCCGUUAGAAAUACUUUGAAAGUGAACAGGCCAAGAGCAUUAGAUGUGAAGACUUUUGAUUUGAAAAUAUUUAAUGUUAGUAGCUGGUUCCAUAAAGUUUUGGGUGGUUAACAACCUGUCGCCACAUUUAGUUUCAUGGAAAUAGUUACUUUAAUUAGAUGGUGAAUCUCAACCUUCUGUUGCUGCACUUAAAAUAAAUAAAUAAAAAAUAAAGAAAAAAAUCAUAAUGGCAACAAGGUUUAGUGGAAAAACAAAGCAACCCUAACUGCUCAGUUGUCUACCCUUGAUGUUUUUCUUGGACAGGCUAAAGCAGUUAUGCUUUCUGUAUGGUUUAAAAAAAAAGUGCUUCUAUACAGAAAGUGUUGUGACACCAAUUAUGAAUGUUGUUUAUUUUCAGUAAUUUACCUCUGACUUAGUUGGUGUCGUAAUACUUUGAUUUUUAUCUCAGGGGUUGUCUGCAAACCAAAACUGACAUGUUCUGUGUUUGGCACCGUUUACAGAAUGCUUUGUGUUGUUUUUCCUGUCUUCACUGUGUGGUUAAAUGUAUGUUCAAUAUUAGUCUCCAUGAACUUCCCUUUGAAAGAGCCUGUAAGUAGUAGAGUCUAUGAAGUGCUUCUUGAAGCAGCAGCGAAUUGGGGUAUCUGUUCUGUAUUGGGGGUGGGAGGGGAACUUGCUAUUUUCUUACAUUUAGCUGUGCUAAACUGUACAUAAAUGUGAGGUAAGACCAUAGGAAAUUCACUUUAUGCAUGAUAAAAAGAUGCAGUAAAUAUUUCACUUUGCUUAAUGUUCAUGUAAAGUUCAUCUUUUUCUAUUUGUAGAAGAAUUUAGUGCAAUUUUGUUGUCCCCUGCUGAAACUGAAGAAUUCUAAUUUCAUGUGGUCUUAUGGAUAAGGUAAAACGCAGAUUUCUCUCUCUGUUUUGCCCCCACCCCUGUUCUCCAGCAGUAUUAAAUGGCUGAGUGGCUGCACUUUAUCAGUGUGCUAACUUUUGGUCAAUAUAGACCUAUUUCUGUGUACAGUCUGCUUUGUCAGACAGAAAACUGUGCUGUAUCUUAGCGUGCAAAUCAGCUGUAUGUUUUACUGGGAUUUUUUAGCUAUAUUUUGCUUUAGACAAGCGGGUGAUGAUAAAUGGUAUGUUUUGCCUAGGCAUCAGAUGCUGGGUACUACAGGCUUUUCUAAUAUCAGUAUGAUUGUUUUGUGCAGUCUCUGUUGCUACAUUGCUCAAGUCUAUAUAACCUAAAUUUUGAAGGACUCAACUAUACCUCAGUCAACUAGUUAGUAUUUUCAUGUUCAUUAGAGUGAAAGUCAGAAUUAUUCAUUAAGCAGCAAAUGUAUUUCUGUUUUGAUCCAGAAAUCGCCAUUAACCUUUUUAGGAAAGGCAGGUGUUUUUGAUGGAUUUUGAUAAAAAGAAAAACACACUGCUUAUGCUGUUUUUUUUUUUUUUUUUUUUUUUUUUGAAAUAUUUCUUUCCCCAUGCCUGUGCACUAUAUCUUGACCAAUAUUUUUCAAAGUGGUUCAAAAAGAAGAGAGAACCCGGUGUCAGUGCUUUGCAAUUUUAGCUUUGUCUGCUCAGCAAAACAUGCACAAGAAGUUUUUGUUGAGUGUAUAUAGAAUAUUUGAAUUACUUACUGUCUGGAAGUUCUAUUAUUGUAAUUGCUUAAACCACUCUUAAAACCCAACAUAGCUGACUUUUCUACUUGGGGGACAGUCUCAAAAAUGCUAAUUGACGUUUCAGACUUGUAGUUGUAGGGUGUUGUUUGUUGGUUUUUAUUUUUGUUUUUUCAUUAAGUAUUUUCCAUUGUAAGUACAUUUCCCAUUCUAGUCUGCUGAAGUUGAAUUAAGUCAUUUUCACAAGUGAAAGGAGUCUUGAAUAUACUUAUUGCAUUAAAAUAUUGUGAAUGGAUAAUGAUUUGAAAGUACAUGAAUGAUAUGUAAAAUGCAUAAAUGUUAUUUGUGGAAAUACACCUGUUAUUUGGUUAUAUAUUAAUGUAACUGAAAUUUUGCAACGUUGAGGAUUGAUUGGUCUGUAGGUGAUAGAUUUUUUUUUUCUCCAUUCACUGAACUGCUUAUGCCAUUCUCAUUCUUAUAAAUAAAAUUUGUAUUUCUCUCUUCCACAAAAGCAGGAUUUCCAUUGAUUUUUCUUGUUUCUGGCAAAUUUAAGUAUUUUAGUGCAUUCCUAUGGCCUUACAAACAUUUUUGCAAAUAAAACUUCAAUUACAGUUAUUUUAAUGCAAUGUAGCUACUAAAUUCAGACUAGAAAGUAUAGCCCUUGAGAAAAUGCUUAAUUUUGAAAUAGAAUUGUUCUACUGUGUGUGUUUAAGCACAUUUUUAUCUUUGGUCAAAGGUGUAAUGUGAAAAGCUCCUGCAGAUAAAGUGAUCUUGUCAUGUGAUUAACCUGUAAGCCUAAUCAUUAAUUGUGUUUUGACGUGUAUAGAUGAAAAAAAUAAUCCUUCCCUCUCCAAAAAAAAAAAAAAACACACUUCAAAUUCCAAUGGUUUUAUUAUUCCAUGUGAAUUUUUUUUUUACAAUAACAUGUCUCAAAUAAAAGUUAAAUAAUUAAAAGUUAUUUGGAGUAUUUUGUAUGAAAUAUUCCACGUAGUUUUUAGAUGGUUGUCAUUUCCACUCUAUUUUCAACAUAUCUGUUGUGGAAAGGUGUCCAGCUGAGUUGUAUAUGUAAAGCUGUGUUUAACUUCAGUGUUAAACCACAGGUAUUUUUUGUAUGGCUUUCCUUAUACCUAAACUUCUGUUCUUCAAGUGUAUCUGAAAUGUCCCUUAUUCCUGUAGUGAUCACUUUUCAUAGAAAUUAAAUCUAUUAUUUCAAUGACCUUAUGCAUGCUUCAUAAUGAACAAUUUUUUCCAGUGUGUCAUGUAAAGUUACUUCCCAAGUACCUCCUGAGCAGCACCAGCAAAGAUACCUUGAGAAACAGUCUCCAGUUUGACUAAGAAUUAUGUAGUCACUUAAGCUGUUAAAUCUUUUUUUUUUUUUUUUUUUUUUGUAGAAGGUAAGAUCUUACUUUUAAGUAACCUGAGGCGCAAAUGUCAUUAAUACAUUAAAUAUUGUUUGUCCAGCUUCAUUCAAAACCAUAUAGAGAGGGAUUUAACAGAAAUGUUUGCAAUUAUAUUCACAAUAGUUCUUGACUUGUAAAUUAGUGUGGUUUGGAAGGAAGUCACAAUUGGUAUGAAAAUUUAGAGAAGUUAAGGAAAGAAUGGUUUUGUCUACUCAAGACCAAAGUUGAUUAAUGGUUGAGAUGCCCAAUUGGGCACACCGAAAUAUAUAGGAGUAGUACUUCACCAUGGAUUACAAGUAGCUUCUAAAAUUUUUGCUUUUUACAUGUUCCUGUAGUAAACUUCAUUUAGCUGAAAGGAUGUAUCACAUCUUUUUACCUCCAAUAAGAGCAAGCUGUAGAUGCCUAUCCUUACUUUGUUUUCUUUAAUCAGACUGCUUCUGGUAGACAAGUUUUGCUUUUUUAGGACAAACUGUUCAAACACUGUCUUGCAAAUCCUCUUUAUCUGAACUGGUUCUAGAUACUUGGCAGUCCUAAAAUUACUUCUGUGAGUCCUUCAGUUCUCACAGAAAUCAGUGGCAUGCAUCUACAUCUCAGUAACAUUUAAUAUAGAUUUGUGUUCUCCACCUGUUAAAGGGAAAUAUCAAGCAUACUUACACUGCACAAAACUGGUGAUUUAUUACAGUUCCUGCAUCUAUUUUUGAUUGUAGACUAGGAGUUACCAUAAAAGUAGUUCUAGCACACUUACAGACUAGGGGCAAGUUGUUGGUAUACAUGUAGAACCUAUCCAGUUUUUAUAAUUCAGUAAAUUGCUUUUUUCUAACUUAGUUGACUAGUGGCUCUUCAGAUUUCCUGAGUUAUAUCAAGGUCAUCAACACAAUAUAAUAUUAGACUCCUUUUUAAAGAAAUUAUUUAUAAUCAUUGGAUGCAUACAUAAAGCUUUUAUGUUGCAUAAUAUUCUUGCCAUCUAGUGGUUUAAAGAAAGGUCAUGGAAGUAUGCAGAGAAUUUUUAAUGUUCUAGGAUAUUUCAUUGUUUCUUCAUUUUUAUUUUUUACUCUGUCUUCAGAGCACAUGAGCAUUAAACUUCUGGUAUGAAUUAGAGUUAACAUAUCCUCUGAGCAAAUGCUUAGUGCAUAUUAUUCCUUCAGUCUGAAAAACAGUUUUAAAUUUUAAGCAGGAUAUAAGCAUUUCCCUCAUCCGAGGAAUUAACACGUUUAAUGAAUUGUGGAAAAUGAGCAAAAAACACUAAUAUUGGAUAUGUUGCAUUGACUUCAAUUCUGUAAAAAUUAUGUACAAACUCAGUAAUUGUUCAGCAUUUCACUCUUACUUAGUAUUAAACAUCUUGCUUGAGGAGAUGACUGAGAUGACUUUCUGCAGUUAGAACUUGUGGCACUGUUCCAAAGGGGUGUCCAAAAUACACAGCAGUAACUGGAAUCCCCAGGCCUUUCAUUUGGCAGUGGUCUCUGAGACUGAGGUAGUAAAAGAUAUUAGUGAUAGAUGAACUUGUUUCAAAAUUGCUUUUAAUUUUUUGGGGAAAGUGUCACUGUGGCCACCAACUUUUCUGACUUGAUUAGACACCUUUUGUGAAACAGCAUAGAAAAGAUUACACUGCUGUAAAUGUACUUACCUCGUGACAGAAAAUGGCAAACUCAAGAACUGCUACGCUGGCACCUUUCUCAACUGCUACGUUCAUGACUGGAGACAGUUUUCAGCACCAUUUCAUGUACCACUGGCAAUGUGCUCAUCUCGAAGCUCAUCUCUAAAGAAAACAAUAUUUAGCCAAUUAUUUAUGGUUUACUUGUAGCUAUGUUAAUACAUUUUUUUAAAAGGAAAAGUUGAAUGUUUAUUUUCAAGACUGUUUUCAAAUCUCUAGGGUUACUUUUCCUUUUUUUUUUUUUUUUU
Anas platyrhynchos (mallard) is the source of this 7203-nucleotide messenger RNA. It is a transcript of the gene RAB8B, whose product is annotated as RAB8B, member RAS oncogene family. Lineage: Eukaryota; Metazoa; Chordata; Aves; Anseriformes; Anatidae. The record is from RefSeq and is a predicted model, not a curated record. Gene Ontology annotation, molecular function: GTPase activity; GTP binding.